GAAACGCGCUAUCCUCCGCCAGGGAGCAACAACAACCUGUGUGAUGCACCACUAGGCCAACGAUGAACGGCAACGUGUUGUACCGAUCGACCGGAAGUGCAUAUUCCAGGCGAGAAAAGGAAAAAGGUAAAAAAAAAGGAGAGGAGAGAGGAUCGAUGUCGCAGUGGAAGACUUGGCGAAGGAAGUCUCCGGCCGGGUCCAUCAGAAACUCAGAAUUUGCCGUUCCCAUCGGUGGCUUAAGUUUAGGUUGGGACAUGUCUCGCGGUGGUGUGGAGACGUGUGACAGUGCCUCGAUCGAUAUCUUCCUGCGUAUGCCUUUGGAAUGGAACCGGCCAGCCCGUGCACAUGAGCUUGUGACAUGCCGGCUGCGUGGACGACUUCGCCUCUGGUGGUGUGACCCAGCCGCGUCGAUCAAGCUGCCGACUCCGUUAGCAUCUGCAGUAGUUCUAGUGCUAAUUCUCUAGUCCAGAUACAUUCUUCCUUUUCUCUUCGCGUCGUUGCGUAGCUCUUCGCUGUUAAACGCGCUAUCCACAUCAGGAGCGAAUCAUCGAUCACAGCGUUUAACGUACGUAUGAUCUGGGUUGGUUCGAAGGUUCCUAUAACGACUCGAUCUCUUCUUGCAUAACUACCUAUAGCUCCGACCUGCCGCAGUCAACAGCGUACGUAAUACACAGAGUUGCUUCUUUAUCUUGUUUUUCGAUCGAGCGUGUGCGUGUGUGGUUCUGGUCAUGCCCGGGUCGUCAUGGCUCGCCGGCCUGCGGUCUCGGCUCAGCGGCGGCAGAGAGAGAGAGGACGGGCUAGGCAUCCUGGCCUUCGAGGCGGCGGCGGCCAUGUCGCGGCUGGUGUCGCUCCACCGGUCUCUGUCCGACGCGGAGGUCCGGAGGCUCCGCGGCGACGCCCUGCGCGCCGAGGGCGUCGCCCGCCUCACGUCCACGGACCAGUCCCUCCUGCUCCGGCUCGCGUGCGGCGAGCUCGUCGCGGACCUCGACCGUGCCGCCGGCACCGCCUCGCGCCUCGGGCACGCGCGAUGCCCGGACGGCGAGCCGCUCCUCCGCGACUUCGACCGCGUCUACGCCGAGGCGAAGCGCGGCAGCCUCGCGCGCCUGGACGCCACGGCCGGGUUCUCCUUCUCCAGGGGCGCGGGGAAGCGGUUCAGGGAGAUGGAGCGGCACGUGGCGGCCACGGCCAAGCUGUACGCGGAGAUGGACUCGCUCACGGAGCUGGAGUCCUCGGAGCGGCGGAUGGAGCAGUGGAGGCAGCACAGCGGGCCCAUCAUCCCCGCGCAGUCCGCCAACUCCAAGAGGCAGCAGGAGCCGAGCGAGAAGCUGGUGCGCGAGCUCAGGCUGCAGCGGCACAAGGUGCGCCGGCUCAUGGAAGGCUCGCUCUGGAGCGUCGCGCCACGCAAGGCGGCGAAGCUCAUGGCCAAGUCGGUGCUCGCCGUGCUCGCGCGCAUCUCCGUCGCCUUCGGCGCGUCCGUGCCGGGCCUGCCGCUCCCGCCUCUGGCCGCAGGCCGGCAGGCGUCAUGGGCGCUCGGCCACUCGUCCGGGCCCUUGCACCGGCUGACUGCGACGCCUGCCGACGCGGCGAUCCGGCAUUCGGCUCCCAUCUUCCGGCCGAAAGACGCGGCCAUGCCUGCGUCAGAGUCGCUCAAGCCGGCCGCGACCACGGUCGGAGGCUCCGGGAUGGAGCUGCUCUACGCGAACGUGAUCGUGUCCGCCGAGACGCUGCUCAAGGCGCUGAGGCCGGCGAUCCGCAACGAGGAGGUGGCGCAGGACGGGCUCGAGCUGUCCAUGAGAGACGAACUGUACAAGAUGCUGCCCGUGACCAUCCGCGCGGCCGUGAAGGCGAAGCUGAGGGAGAGAAGGAGAGAGCAACGGCAGAUGGACGAGGAGGCUGCGGCGGCAGCCAUGGACGCGGUGGAGAGGGUGCUGCGGUGGCUGGGCCCGAUGGCGCGUGACACGCAGCGGUGGCACGACGAGAGGAGCAUGGAGCGCGGGCAGCGGUUCAGCAUGCGCCCGCGCGCGCCCAUGGUGCAGACUCUGCAUUUCGCGGACCGCCGCAAGGCGGAGGCUGCCAUCGUGGAGGUGCUCGUCGGGCUCAGCUGCGCGUGCUGGUACGACGAUGAACGGCGCCGGCCGGCCGGCUGGGACGAGUAGAUCACUGCGCUGCGGGUACAUGUGUAAAUAUCAUACGUAUACGUAGUGAGUAAAGGAAAUGAAUAUAGGAAAAUCAUUUGUGUGCAAGAAAUUGCACAGUUGUCCAAUUAUUACUAUGUUUGCAAUUGAUGUUCUGCUGAUUUGGUUAA
This is a messenger RNA of Brachypodium distachyon (stiff brome), 2305 nucleotides long. RefSeq lists its product as uncharacterized. The record is from RefSeq and is a predicted model, not a curated record. NCBI's taxonomy places the organism in Eukaryota, Viridiplantae, Streptophyta, Magnoliopsida, Poales, Poaceae. Gene Ontology annotation, biological process: positive regulation of growth. The coding region runs from base 729 to 2156 and encodes 475 amino acids. The transcript has a single exon.